Mycena indigotica is the source of this 1863-nucleotide messenger RNA. RefSeq names its product BHLH domain-containing protein. Gene Ontology annotation, molecular function: DNA-binding transcription factor activity, RNA polymerase II-specific; protein dimerization activity; RNA polymerase II cis-regulatory region sequence-specific DNA binding. The coding region runs from base 1 to 1863 and encodes 620 amino acids. The record is from RefSeq and is a predicted model, not a curated record. The transcript is spliced from 6 exons. Gene Ontology annotation, biological process: regulation of transcription by RNA polymerase II. NCBI's taxonomy places the organism in Eukaryota, Fungi, Basidiomycota, Agaricomycetes, Agaricales, Mycenaceae.
AUGACCACCGCUGCGACAGCUCCGUUCGAUUUCCAGCCCCACAUUAUCCGGCAAGAAGGCUUCACGCCUCCCCCAUUGUCAGGACAUACCCCACCACCGUUUGGAGGAAUGCCAUCUCACUACGGCCACCCGGAUCUCAAUGACGAACUCGCCAGUCUCAUGAGCAAUGAGCGUAGCACUCAAAGCCCCGGCUCUGCAUACGAGUCUGACAAUUCCGGCUAUCGACCUCACACGCACAAUAUUUUCGAUAUCAGCGCUCCCUCGACUGCCCACCAUCACCACAAUUCACAUUCUCACCACCACGUCGGCUCCGCGAGCUCAACAUCAUCAUCUUUCCCGUCCCACUUCUCUCUUCCCAACAACAAUGGCAGCAAUGCGAGCAACGGGAGUGGCUCGCCUGGCUUGGAUGGGCAUGGACCACAAUACACGGCCAAUUUCAACUCGACUUUGCCUGCGAUUAACAGCAGCAUGCGUUAUGACCCACACCCGCCGUAUAUCCCUUCGCCGUCGUCUUUCCGCUCUCCCUCGCCGCAUUCCCAUCAACAUUCGAGAAGUCGUUCCCGCAGUAGACCCCCAUCCUCCCAUUUGGCCUCAACCCCAGCUGGAGGCCCUACCAGAACAACGAGAACACGACGCAAUGGAUCGAUCAGCAGCACUUCGCCGCCUCCCCGCCCCGUCCCUCAAGCUAUCGUCAUUCCUGGCUCUAAUGGAAACCGAGGGUAUACACAGGGCUGGUUCGGCCCUGACUAUCCACACGCAACACCUGAAUCUCUCCCUUCUCUAACAUCGCUCCCUUCCCUCCCAUCGCUGGGAAGCCUCAAUUCGAUUCACUCACACCAACACAUUGGCUCACCCCACUCCCUCCACUCUCCCCAUACUCUUAACUCUCCUCACCCAUUCCACCAACACCACUCCACGUACCCUGCCAGCAACCCUAACAACUACGGUAGUCCUGUCGAGACCAAAUUCGGCGGAAUGGCCCUGAACGGCGGCUUGGCCGGUAGCCUGGGAAAUGGCGGUCAAAUCCACGGAGGUAUGCCUGCGAGCUUACCAUCUACGACACCGCAAACAAACGGCGCACCUGAGCCGACGGCGAAGCAAACUGUCUCGGACAAAGCCGCAUUGCUUGCCAAUGAAAAGCGGCGUCGUCGUAGGGAAAGUCAUAACGCAGUUGAGCGAAGACGGCGGGACAAUAUCAACGAGAAGAUCAGCGAAUUGGCGACGCUGAUUCCCGAAUGUAUGCUUGAAGAAGGGACCACGGCUUCAGGCAAAGGUGGAAAGGAUGCGGAUGAGAAGGAAGAUUCUAAAGACGGUGUCAAGGACGGUGGCAGUCCCACAUCUGCUAACGCCACAGUCGUCAAAGCCAACAAGGGCAUGAUCUUACGCAAGAGCGUUGAGUACAUUCGAUACCUGCAACAGCUAGUCACUGCUCAAGGUGCCCGGAACCGUGAACUCGAAGAGCAACUCAAGGGUCUUGGCUUCCGUGGAUCGAGUGCCUCUGGCAGCGAAGCUUCUCCACCACCUUCUCUGAGCGACACCAACGAGUUGCUAAAUGGCUCUGGGCUGGGGCUCGGCCUGGGAGUCUGGGGCCUUGCCAGUAUGCCCGAGGACGACGAUGUAGAUGUGGACGGACUAUUGAAGGGAGAGGGCGAGCUUCACACGCUUGAUUCAAUGAUAGGCAUGGACAUUGAAGACGACCUGUCGAUGGAGGACAAGCAACAACUACAAAGAGAGCGGGGAAGGAAAGCAACCAGGGGCGCUGUCGGCCUGGUGAAGAACAAAGUUUCGCCCAGAAAGACCAAGAAGCUCGCGCCAGACGACGAUGGCGAAGACAGCGACCUGAGCGACAGUAUGGAUGUCUGA